Carassius gibelio (silver crucian carp) is the source of this 2184-nucleotide messenger RNA. RefSeq names its product protein diaphanous homolog 1-like. Gene Ontology annotation, biological process: actin filament polymerization; actin cytoskeleton organization. The coding region runs from base 58 to 2169 and encodes 703 amino acids. Gene Ontology annotation, molecular function: actin binding; small GTPase binding; microtubule binding. Gene Ontology annotation, cellular component: cytoplasm; actin filament. The transcript is spliced from 14 exons. Lineage: Eukaryota; Metazoa; Chordata; Actinopteri; Cypriniformes; Cyprinidae. The record is from RefSeq and is a predicted model, not a curated record.
UGAGGCCUGUCUGACCUUUGACCUUUGACCCCGUGUCAGCUGGAGCGCUUCACCAGCAUGCGGACAAAGAAGGAGAAGGAGAAGGGAGGCACGAUGGGAAACAGACACUCUUCAGCCCCCCAGUUUGAAGUGUACCAGAGCGCCUCUCUGAACGAGCUGACGGACGAGUCUGUGCUGGAGCUGUUUGAGCAGAUGCUGGUGGAUAUGAACCUGAAUGAGGAGAAGCAGCAGCCGCUGAGGAAGAAGGACAUCAUCAUCAAGAGAGAGAUGGUGUCUCAAUACCUGCACACCUCCAGUGCUAGUAAGAGUCAGAAGGAGAGCUCCAGGUCAGCACUGAUGUACAUCCAGGAACUGAAGACCGAUCUGAGAGACGUACCGUUACUGAGCUGCCUGGAGUCACUGCGCGUGUCACUGAACAACAACCCCGUCAGUUGGGUCCAGACGUUUGGAGCCGAGGGUUUGGCUUUGCUUCUGGCGUUCCUCAGGAAACUCCAAGAUGAGAAAGAAGAUCCUUUGAAUCCUGGGAUUGGUGUUAAAUGUCAACAUGAGAUCAUUCGAUGUCUCAAAGCCUUCAUGAACAACAAGCACGGUCUUAAUGCCAUGCUGACGUCCAAAGAAGGAAUCCCUCUCCUGGUCCGAUCCAUCAAUCCAAAAGUGCCGCACAUGAUGGUGGAUGUAGUCAAACUGCUGUCUGCCCUCUGCAUCCUCGAGCGUCCAGGAAACACACACGAGCGAGUUCUGGAGUGCAUCACUGAACAGGCUGAAGAGCAGGAGAUUGAGCGGUUCCAGCCGCUGCUGUCCGGCAUGAGUAAAAACUCCAUCACGCUCAAGGCCGGCUGUAUGCAGCUGAUCAACGCUCUCAUCAGUCGAUUGGAGGAGCUGGACUUCAGGAUCCACCUGAGAUCAGAGCUGAUGAGACUGGGUCUCAGAGACCAGCUGAAGGAGGUGAGGUCGAUUGAGAACGAUGAGCUCAAGGUUCAGUUGCAGGUGUUUGAAGAGCAGGCUGAUGAAGACUCUGAAGAUCUUCGCUCACGGUUGGACGAUGUCCGUCUAGAGAUGGAUGAUAUGACUGAAGUCUUCCAGAUCUUGAUGAACACGGUGAAGGACUCGAAAGCUGAGCCUCUCUUCCUGUCUCUGCUGCAGCACCUGCUGCUGGUGCGAAACGACUACAUGUCCAGGCCUCAGUACUAUAAACUCAUCGAUGAGUGUACGGCUCAGAUCGUUCUGCACAGGAACGGCUGUGAUCCAGACUUCAAAUGCAGGAAGUUUGACCUUGACGUGGACCAUCUGAUUGAUAACAUGGUUGAUAAAACCAAAGUGGAAAUCAGUGAAGCUAAGGCCACAGAGCUGGAAAAGAAGCUGGACGCAGAGUUGACGGCCCGUCACGAGCUGCAGGUGGAGCUGAAGAAGAUGGAGGCCGAUUACGAGCAGAAGGUUCUGGAGCUGAGCACUGAGAAAGAGACGCUGGGGAAAGAGAAGAACGAGCAGGAGAAAGAGAACCAGGGCCUGCAGUCAGAGAUCAGCCAACUGAAAGAGAAGAUUGAGAAGCUCUCUAAAGAUCUCAAAGAAGCCAAAGCGAAGGUCAUCACUGUGACCGUGCCUGUGCCUGUGGCUCCGCCCCCCAGCCAGUCAGCUUCCUCUGUGCCACCUCCGCCUUGUCCUGGUGGAGCUAGCCUCCCACCUCCUCCUCCACCGGGACAAACAGCUAUGCCCCCGCCACCACCGCCGCCUCCUCUGCCCGGAGCACUUGGCCUGGCUCCGCCCCCUCCACCGCCUCCUUUACCCGGAGCACCUGGUAUGCCACCUCCCCCUCCGCCUCCACCUCUUCCCGGGGCAGCCAAUAUGCCGCCACCUCCUCCACCUUUACCGGGUGCACCUGGAAUGCCUCCUCCUCCUCCUCCUUUACCUGGAGCACCUGGUAUGCCGCCUCCUCCGCCUCCUCCACCUGGAAUGCCCGGUAUGCCUCCUCCACCUCCUCCGAUGGGCGGUCCUGGGAUGCCACCGCCCCCUCCGGGUGGGUUUGGUGGAUGGGCGCCUGCUGUUCCUCAGCUGCCCUUCGGCCUCCAGCCUAAGAAAGACUACAAACCUGAGGUGCAGCUGAAGAGAGCCAACUGGAGCAAGGUGUGUAUGUUCCCACAUGUCUGCAUCUCCUGUUUCGGAUAUAAAUGAUGGUACAUUCGCCUC